CACUACUAUAUAACAAAUAAUUUGAGGUGAUGAAGAUAACAACGUUUGAGAUCCGGCUUCACAACCCUCAGCCAGUAUACUAUGCCGGACAGACCGUAGCAGGACAGGUGUAUCUUGAAUUAGCAGCUGAGCUUGACUUCCGUGCCAUUACCUUGGCACUGCAUGGUGACGCAAAUGUUGCUUGGACGGAACAUCAUGGAUCAGGGAAGAGCCGCCGCACAGUUCACUAUCGUAACAACGAGACCUACCUUAACAUAAAACUCUAUCUCAUCGGGGACGGCAAAGAGAAGAGCAAGCUUCCGGCUGGAGGUCACAACUUUCCCUUCUCUAUAACUCUCCCCAUGAACCUACCCUCCACUUUCAUUGGAGAUCACGGGCGAGUGCUGUACUUAUUCAAGUGUAACAUUGAUAGACCGUGGAAGAGAGAUAACAACCUCCACCUUUAUAUCACAGUUGUGUCAUUGCUCGACCUCAACCAGGAUCCCAAUGCAGCAUCGCCGAUGACCAACAGUGGGAGUAAAAAGUUCGGUUGUCUCUGCUGCACAACUGGUCCCCUCAGUGCUACACUGUCCCUCCCCAAGCUGGGGUACGUGUGUGGGGAGACCAUCUUCUUUUCCGCUAGUAUAGAGAAUCUUAGCAACAAGGUCAUGACCAAAUCAACGAUAAAGCUGAUCGAGCGCGAUAUUUUCAUAUCAGCGCGUGGCAAGCAGCGGCACUCAAACCGGAUAAUAUUGACCCACCAGGAGGAAACCAUUGCACCGGGUGCCAGUUUCACGUGGAGUAAUGUCGGGCUCCUCAUACCCCCUCUCCCACCCUCCCAGCUCAUCUACUGUAACAUCAUCGAUAUAAUAUACACUGUGGAGCUCAGUGUGGAUCCCUCAGGGAUUGGGUUUGAUCUGGACGUUCCGGUGAACAUCACCAUCGGUACAAUCCCACUUCGUCAACAGUACCAACACAUCAACUACCAAUACCAGCCGGACGCAAACGCACCGCCUCCAGCAAUAGGUGCACCGCCACCAGACAUGAGUGCACCCCCACCACCCAGCUAUGGAGAAGUGGCGCACGGUGGGGCGGCGAUGGAGGGAACUGAGGGAGAAGGGAAUGAGGUCCAGGGAGGUGGGACUUACGCUCCUAGUUAUCCGACUUAUGCGUUUAAUAAGAGUUAACUUCAAGACAGUUUACUCUUUAUUCUAGUCACUAACUGGUCACUAACUGGUCACUAACUGGUCACUAACUGGUCACUAACUGGUCACUGACUGGUUACUAACUGGUCACUAACUGGUUACUAACUAGUCAUUAACUAACAAUUGUACAGUGCUUCGAGUAUGAGAUUCAUACUGCGACUGCUAGCCCUAUUACAGAUAAUUUAGGAUCUGUUGAGCUGUUGAGGGAACAUCACGGACAUUUGGUGGGUAUAUCGGAGUUGCAAUUAUGGCUGAUUGUUUUUAUCAACUAUACUGCUUUGAGAAUAGUCAGGUUAGAGUCAGGUUCCGCUUUAGGUUAUGAACACUAGAAACACAAGUCAGUUAUGUAAAUAAUCAUCACUGAUGUGGUGAGAAUAUGCUGUUUUGUUUACUUUGAUCUAGCUGCUGUUUUUUGCUUUUCUUAUAAUACUGCUUGAAGAAUGUUUGCGAAAGAAAAUACCGCAUGUAAUUGUACACUGUAGUGUUUUUAAACAACGUUUUAGUUUAUGAUAAUUGGUUGAUGAAUAUAACUGUUUGGUUUUUUUUGAAAUCUUGAGCGAUUUAUUUCCCAAUAAAAAUGCAUUGCAUGUGAUCCAGUUGAAUCUUGAUCUUCAUAUAAUCGAUAUGGUACACGUACUCUAGUUCGAAUAGCACACUAGUUCGACACGUACUCUAGUUUGAACUAUAGUUAUCGAACUAGAGUGCGUGUCGAACUAGAGUACGUGCAUUUCUGAAUAUAACAAUUUUCUGAGUUAUGGAAAGUAUUCAAGGCAAUGUAACUAUUUUUAGUUAAUAUUAUAAGAAAUAGUGUCAGUAAUUCAAGAAAAUGUGCUGAUUGCUGAAUCGAUAAUUUUUAUCAUGUUGUCUUUUUUAUUUCACACUGUACUUUCAGUUAUGAUCUUUGUUUUAUUGAGAGUGAAAACUGCUCAACAUUAAAAUUAA
This is a messenger RNA of Bolinopsis microptera, 2126 nucleotides long. RefSeq names its product arrestin domain-containing protein 17-like. Lineage: Eukaryota; Metazoa; Ctenophora; Tentaculata; Lobata; Bolinopsidae. Gene Ontology annotation, cellular component: cytoplasm. Gene Ontology annotation, biological process: protein transport. Bases 30 to 1166 code for a protein of 378 amino acids. The record is from RefSeq and is a predicted model, not a curated record. The transcript has 5 exons.